GUCCUUACAGUAAAUCCAUAGGAGGUGAACCCCAUAUUUCAAACUUCAUUUUGGGAAAGGAACAGCCACGUAUUCAAAUUCAGAUGCUAUUUAUACAUUGAGUUCUGGACUAGGAAGAUGUUACUGAAAUGAAUAACUACAUUCUGGAACCAGCCUAAUGGUCUUAUUUGGACUAACUCUCUUAACAUUUUGAUACAAGCCUUUGGCCACAUUAAAGCUCUUUUGGAUGCAGCAACAGCGUCAAGGGACUCCUGUGUGGUGGAGAGAGGGCUCAAUGAGACUGAAUUCACAACAAUCAGACUAUUGGAAUGCACACCUGGAACAGCAGCCAUCUAAAUGGUCAAUUUAGAGUCACUGACUGGUUCUGAAAAUUUGAGUCCAAUCACGUCUAAAAGUACUCGGAACACCUGAAGUAUGUUUCUGCAUGUAAACCACAGGAAAUUCAGAAUUCUGCCAGGUGAGGCAGGCCCUGUGCUGUGCUCCACUGCUGUGUCUCAGCAUGGGGAUGGCUGAGAAUGGCCCAGAAAAUUUUUAAAGCUGGGGAUACUAACCAGGAUGGACAGCUGGAUUUUGAAGAAUUUAUGCAGUACCUUAAAGAACAUGAGAAAAAGAUGAAACUGGCAUUCAAGAGCCUGGACAAAAACAAUGAUGGAAAAAUUGAAGCCUCAGAAGUUGUCCAGUCCCUCAAGAUAUUGGGUAUAAACAUUUCAGAAAAACAGGCAGAAAAGAUCCUGCAAAGUAUUGAUGCCGAUGGGACAAUGACAGUAGACUGGAAUGAGUGGAGAGAUCAUUUUAUGUUUAAUCCAGCUACAGACAUUGAAGAAAUAAUUCGAUAUUGGAAACAUUCCACUGUAUUGGAUAUAGGAGAUAGUUUGACUGUUCCAGAUGAGUUCACAGAGGAAGAGAAGAAGAGUGGGCAGUGGUGGAAGCAGCUGUUGGCAGGAGGAGUGGCUGGUGCUGUCUCUCGAACAGGCACAGCACCCUUAGAUCGCCUCAAAGUCAUGAUGCAGGUUCAUGGUUCAAAGUCAAACAAAAUGAAUAUAGCCAGCGGUUUUAAGCAAAUGUUGAAAGAAGGUGGUGUGCGGUCCCUUUGGAGGGGAAAUGGUGUAAAUGUUGUGAAAAUAGCUCCUGAAACAGCUAUUAAGUUCUGGGCUUAUGAACAGUAUAAGAAGAUACUCACUAGGGAUGAUGGAAAGUUAGGCACUGUUGAAAGAUUUGUAUCUGGUUCUUUAGCUGGAGCAACAGCACAAACUUCUAUUUAUCCCAUGGAGGUUUUAAAGACCAGAUUGGCUGUGGGUAAAACAGGGCAAUAUUCUGGGAUGUUUGACUGUGCUAAGAAGAUUUUAAAAAGAGAAGGUCCAAAGGCCUUCUAUAAAGGCUAUAUUCCUAAUAUUCUGGGUAUAAUUCCUUAUGCUGGCAUUGACCUUGCUGUUUAUGAGCUCUUGAAGAGUACAUGGCUAGAGCACUAUGCAUCAAGCUCAGCAAACCCAGGAGUGUUUGUGCUGCUGGGCUGUGGCACCGUGUCCAGCACGUGUGGCCAGUUGGCCAGUUACCCUCUGGCUCUCAUCAGAACACGCAUGCAGGCUCAAGCCUCAGUGGAAGGAGCUCCACAGUUAAGCAUGGUUGGUCUCUUUCAAAGAAUUGUUGCUACAGAGGGACUCCGAGGACUUUAUAGGGGCAUAGCCCCUAAUUUUAUGAAAGUGCUUCCAGCUGUCAGCAUCAGCUAUGUUGUAUAUGAAAAAAUGAAACAGAAUUUGGGAAUAGCAUGAAAUGAAGGAAAGAGGUGAGGUGCUUAUAAUGCUGUUGGAAACACCAAAACAAUAAUGUUUUCUCAAGUAAUCUGCUCUCACAAUUAGAGACAGAUCUUUCUAGAGAGAUGCUGCGACUUCCACAUUUGUCCUUAGGUGGGAAGAAACUUUCUUAAAUUUUGGUUCACCAUUUUUAAACAGAUACCUAUAUUGCACUUUAAAAUGUCACUGAGUUUAAAAAAAAAUAAAUCAAGAAACUGUCUUUAAAUCAGCAGUAUGUUCUUAUAUUUAGGAAAUCAUGCAUAUUUUACUCAUUGGGGUUUUUUUAAUUUGUCCUUUUUAAAUGUGCAUUUGUCUUGGAUGAAACCAAAGGUAGGAGAAGUCUGUACUGCCUUGAUACUGAAUAUAUGAAAGUGACUUUGUGUUUUGUCAAGCUGCCUACACUCAAGCAAUUCACAGGCGACAUUUUGCAUGCCUAGAAGUGAGCACUUUUGUUAUUUUUGAAGACUGAAUGUUAAGUUCAUAAGAAAUAGCAUCUUGGAUGCACACAAUGAUGGAAUAGCACAUUAAAAUGUAGCCCAUCACCUUUGUCUUCAGGCAAACCUUUUUAUUUUUCAUUAUUUAAAGAGCCUGAGAAACUGCUGUUCUGCAGAAUCGGAAUACCUCAAAUGGAUUUACACGGUAUUUUUGUAAUACAAUCAGCAAUUUUGAUAACUUGCUUCACUGGACCUGCUUUUCAUUGCACUUGUAAAUGUCAGCACCAUUAACUAUGGCAUAAUUUGGGUUACAGCUGCAUGUUUUAUAGGAUCAUAAUACACAGGAACAGAAAAAGAUUGGAUGUUAGAUCCAUUCCAUACAAGUGCAGGUUGCUAUUUAAAAACAGGAUGGAGGAUCCAGGAUGAAGCUGGUUGUAAUUCCAGUACAGCCAAUGGCAGAGCUGUUCAUAGCUCUGGGAACAGGGAUGCUUGUCAUUUUGGACUCUCCAUUCUUUCCCUUAUUCAGAGGGCUACAUCCACUCUGUGCUUUUAGCCAGUAGAGGAUUGCAUUAUUAUGUAAAGGAUUUUUACAAUUUCAUCAUGCAAGAUCAGUCUUCUGUGCACAUUGGCUGUGGGUGUGAAAUUGGGAUAGUAAAAUACUGAAGUGUUUUGUCCAGGUGACCAAGUGGCAAUGCUGACCUCAGGUGCCCAUCAGCUUGGUGUUAAUGUAGCAUGCAAAGCAAAGCAUGCAUGCAGACCUGCUAGUGCUUGAGAAACAGCUCCUCCUCAAAAAAACAAAGCAGCCCUUCCUCAAUGCAGAGCUUUAGUAGGCAUUUCCAUGUACAAGUCCUUCCAAAGUGACUUCCUUUUCUUUUUUUAUUUUUUUUUUCUUGGUGUGUAUGGAGGGGCACACAGUUGCCUUCAGGCCUGAACACUGAAAUAGAUUAACAAUUAUUACCAGACUCUUUUGUUAGGCUUUUUCUCCUUUCUGUAAUGUGUAGUGUCUUCAUCUUGGUAAAUUCGAGAUUAUACUUACCUUGACCUUCUAAAAGCAACUGCUCUUAGACCACUUUCUGAAAUUGGAUUACUGAAGGAAGAACUUUGUUCUGUUAAGGUCAUUAAGGGUCUUCUUUUUAAUUCUUUCUUUUUUUGGGUGAGCAUGAGGGGGUGCAUGUUUUUUUGUUUGUUUUGUUGUUUUUUUUAAGCAGAAAAAUAAGCAAGCAAAAAUAACUGCCUGAAUCUCCCUUGUCUAAAUAUGCUUUAGGCCAUAUUUUUCAAACAGCAAUCACAUGUAAAUUUGUGUUCAGUGCUUCCAUGGCUGGUGUUUAUUCUCCAUAAACUGAUGCAUAGCAAUUCCAUAAAAUCUGUAUUAUAGAAUUUUUUAUCACAUUUCAGAAAAUGGCAGCUCUAGCUGUAUUUUGGCCUUCCCUUUAGGGAAAUGUUGGACUUUGCACUUUAGAAAAAAGAAGUCAUUCUAUCCAAAUCAUUUAUAUGUAUAAUGCCUUUCUGAUCAGAGUUUUCCUUGGUUUUGCCAAUAUCUUUGUACCUUUGUGGGAUUUGUGAGAUCAGUUGCUGGUAAUUUUGUUUGACUGUGACCAAUGAGCAAAUGUAUUGUGUGUGUGAUGUAAAGAUGACUUUAGCAUUUCUAUCUUCCAGACUUGUUCCAUUUUGUUUAUAGUGUGCAAGUGCCAUUAUGAGUAUUGAAAUCAUGGUGACCUUUUCAAAUGUUGAAAAGAUGAGCUGUUUCAGAUUUGAUUUUUCAUUAUGUGCCUUGAUGAUGAUGACUGUGGUCAAUUGUGUAUUCUUUGUCUCUUAAAUGUAUGUUUACCUUUCUAGCUCCAUAAAACUACCAGUUUCUAAUAAAUCUUUGUUUCCUUA
This is a messenger RNA of Melospiza melodia melodia, 4102 nucleotides long. It is a transcript of the gene SLC25A24, whose product is annotated as solute carrier family 25 member 24. Gene Ontology annotation, molecular function: calcium ion binding; ATP transmembrane transporter activity. Bases 516 to 1769 code for a protein of 417 amino acids. Lineage: Eukaryota; Metazoa; Chordata; Aves; Passeriformes; Passerellidae. Gene Ontology annotation, cellular component: mitochondrial inner membrane. Gene Ontology annotation, biological process: ADP transport; ATP transport; transmembrane transport. The record is from RefSeq and is a predicted model, not a curated record. The transcript is spliced from 10 exons.